AUCGAUUGGUAUUUUCCGCGCCAAAUUCGCUCCUAUUUUUACCACAUUGGCUCUUCAUCGAGUAGAAAUUAGCCUUUCUGCAUUGUAGUCGACAUCUAUUCCUUCCAAGAUGGCCUUGCAGCCCGUCCAACAGAUUUCUCUGGAUUCCGCGGCAGAGUCGGGAUUUCUGUCAUUCUACCGUUCGUUACCCGAGAAACCAGAGACUACAUUCCGAGUUUUUGACAGAUCAGAUUACUAUACUGUUCAUGGGCCAGAUGCUCUCUUUGCGGCCAAAGAAGUGUUCAAAACCUCAAGCGUUGUCAAAUAUCUUGGCACCGGUGACCACAAAGUGCCAUCUGUGGUCCUAAGUAAGAUGAACUUUGAGUCGACGUGUCGAGACCUGCUACUUAUUCGUCAGUACAGGAUUGAAAUGUACCGCAGUAAAGGAGGCAAGAACAGUAGUGCCUGGGAACUGGUUGCUAAGGGAUCUCCUGGCAACCUGCAGCAGUUUGAAGAUAUCUUAUUUGGGAAUUCUGAAAUGUCUGCUUCUGCUGUUGUCAUGGCAAUUAAGCUUGGUACAGUCACUGGACAAAGAGUUGUUGGAGUUGCCUACGCAGAUGUUGCUUCAAGAAAGCUUGGUGUUUGUGAAUUUGCCGAUAAUGAUCAGUUUUCCAAUCUUGAGGCUCUCAUUGUCCAGCUUGGUCCUAAGGAAUGUCUUAUGGCUUCCACUGACAGCAGUGGUGACGCUGCCAAGACCCAUGAAGUUGUCAAGCGCAGCAACAUCCUUGUUACAGAACGCAAGAAAGUGGAGUUUUCAAACAAAGACAUUGUGCAAGACUUGAACAGGCUUCUGAAAUUAACUGCUGGGGGAAAUAGCGCAACAUUACCUGAAAUGGACAUGAUACAUGCAACAGCAGCCUUGGCCGCAGUCAUCAAAUACUUGGAGCUGCUGUCUGAUGAAUCUAACUUCAGUCAGUUCAAACUGUCCUCCUUUGACCUGAGUCAGUACAUGAAGCUGGAUGCUGCUGCUGUCAGGGCGCUUAACCUUCUUCCUAACCCUAUGGAUGGUGGAAACAAGAGUAUGUGCCUGACAGGCCUUUUAAACAAGUGCAAGACUCCUCAGGGACAAAGGCUUGUCGCCCAAUGGAUCAAACAGCCUUUGAUGGACAAGAAUAAAAUUGAGGAAAGAUUGAAUAUAGUUGAGGCAUUUGUUGAGGACACAGAGCUGAGACAAACACUCCAGGAUGAAAUGAGGAAAUUUCCAGAUUUUUCCAGGCUUGCCAAGAAGUUCCAGCGACAAAAAGCCACUCUACAGGAUUGUGUACGCGUCUAUCAGUCAGUUCAACGCCUGGAACCAUUUGCAGACGUCCUCGAACGUUACCAUGGCGACCACAGGAAGCUUCUGGUUGAAUGCUUCAGGGAUCCGCUUAUGGAACUUGUAGCUGACUUUGCAAAGUUUUGUGACCUAGUGGAGACCACCAUAGACCUGGAGCAGGUCGAGAAUCACGAGUAUCUUAUCAAGGCCACAUUCGACGAAGGUCUGCAAGAGUGCCGGGAACACAUGGACGAGAUUCUGGAAAAGUUUCCUGUUGAAUUGAACAAGGCUGGCAGAGACUUAUCUCUUGAGCCUUCAAAGACGAUUAAACUUGAAUCUAAUAACCAGCUUGGCUAUUUCUUCAGAAUUACUAGGAAGGAAGAAAAGGUACUUCGUAACAAUAAACGCUAUUCGACUAUCGAGACCCGUAAAGAUGGCGUCCGCUUCACUAACUCGGCUCUUAGUCAACUGAACGAUGAAUUUCGCGGCUAUAAAGACACGUACAACGACGUGCAGGGUAAACUGGCGGCAGAGGUCCUGAAAAUCGCAGGAGGUUACAGUGAACCGAUGCAGGGACUUAGUGAUGUCAUAGCCCAAAUUGACGCUCUUGUCAGUUUUGCACAUGUCUCUGCAAACGCACCGAUACCCUACGUGAGGCCUACUAUUACCCCUAAAGGUGAAGGAGACAUAAUUCUCACAGGAUCUCGUCACCCGUGUCUCGAAAUACAAGAUAAUGUCGCGUUUAUUGCAAACGAUGUAACCUUAUCGAGAGACAAACAGAUGUUUUUGAUAAUCACUGGACCGAAUAUGGGCGGAAAGUCAACCUACAUACGACAGCUCGGUGUUAUCGUUCUGAUGGCUCAGCUGGGUUGUUUUGUGCCGUGUAGUACUGCCCAGAUCUCUAUCACCGAUUGCAUCUUAGCCAGAGUGGGAUCUGGGGAUAGUCAACUCAAGGGUGUGUCAACCUUCAUGUCGGAAAUGCUGGAGACUGCUUCGAUUCUAAGGACUGCCACCAAGGACUCACUGAUCAUCAUCGAUGAGCUAGGGCGAGGCACCUCAACAUAUGACGGCUUUGGACUCGCGUGGGCCAUAUCUGAGUACAUAGCAACUCAAAUUAAAUCAUUCUGCCUGUUUGCCACGCAUUUUCAUGAGCUCACAUCAUUGGCUGACGAGGUUUCUACGGUAACUAACCUGCAUGUUACCGCCUUAACCACGGGCGGGACUCUGACCCUGCUUUACAAAGUGAAACCAGGUGUUUGUGAUCAAAGCUUUGGUAUUCACGUGGCAGAACUUGCUCAUUUCCCAAGCGAUGUCAUCGAGUUCGCCAAACAAAAAGCUGCAGAGCUUGAGGAUUUUCAGGGUAGCUCUGCUGAACUUGGUCAAGGAGUCACAGAUUCUACAGGUGAAUCGCCAGCAAAACGAAGAAGGCUUGCAAAACAGGAAGGAGAGGUUAUCAUCAAAGACUUCCUUCAGAAGGUUAACCAGCUACAAUUAGAGACGAUGACAGAUGAGCAAAUCUACGAAGAAGUUCAGAAACUCAAGCAGGGAGUGCAAGAAAAAGGGAACCCUUACAUAAAUGGUCUGGUGCUAAAAAGUUAAUAUGCCCCUUCAGGUCAAUAACGACCAAAGUAUUUAGAUGUUUUACAAUGUGAAUGAGUACAAGUGCAUGCUAAGUAUUUUGCUAAGAAGGGUGUGCAGUCCAAGGUAUCAUAUGGAGAAAUGCUAACAUUUGAUUUUCCUUCAAUGACACCAAUGGUAGUAGGGGUAAACCCUCUUCUAGUGGCAGCAAACACAAAUAUAAACAAUAGUGCUUAAGAUUAUAUGGUUAUUGUGCAUAGCUGCAAAAUAGUGCAUAAGACUAUGGUAAAAAUGGAAUAUGUAUAACUGCUUUUAGUAAAAUUUAAAAAGUUUUUAAAGAAAAAAAUAUUGGAAUUUCCUAGAGAUAGGUAACAGGGUUGUUUUAUUAUAGAGCCAGCUUGAGUUAUUACAGUAUAAAACCCCAUCAGUAAAGAUCAGGGCCUGGCGCCCGUUUCUCGAAACGCCCGAGAAUUCUCGGGCCCGAAAACUUUAUUUUGCAUUUUUUCCCAAAAUUUCGCAUUUUUUCCCUUUGGAGAACCACUUUCAUGUUUUAGAACAGUUUCAACUUCCACUUGGUUCGUAUUCCAAAUGAUUAUGGUCAAUAGGGCUAUUUUCGAUUUUUUGCUGAAGCCAGAAAGUUACCCAAAAAGUCUCGGGUGACUGCGAAGUCCCGAGAACUUCUUAAUAUUUAAGACAUGUGAAUUUCGGCCGAAGAAGUCCGGGAAAGGAUCAAAAUCUAUAAAUCUAUAAAGAGGAUCAUCCUUCACAUGAAUCUUUGUGGUAAAAUAAGAUAUUUCAACACAUUAUAUACCAUAAAUUUUAUAGGAAUUAGCCAGCUUUUCAAAUUUAAGGAAUAAAGCGUUUUCAGGCCACAGAAUUCCCGGAUGUUUCGAGAAACGAGCCCCAGGUUCCUAGAAACAGGGUCAGCACAAACCCAUGGAAAAGUACGGCUAUUGGGACAUUUGAUUGGAUAAGAACGUCUUGGCCCAGGCUUCUUAAAUAAGGAUAUCAGGUGUCAAAGUAAAAGUUUUGUAAAGUAUUUUUCAAUAAAUUACCAAAGAAGAA
This is a messenger RNA of Nematostella vectensis (starlet sea anemone), 3937 nucleotides long. RefSeq names its product DNA mismatch repair protein Msh2. The transcript has 29 exons. The record is from RefSeq and is a predicted model, not a curated record. Gene Ontology annotation, molecular function: mismatched DNA binding; ATP-dependent DNA damage sensor activity; ATP binding. Gene Ontology annotation, biological process: mitotic recombination; mismatch repair. Lineage: Eukaryota; Metazoa; Cnidaria; Anthozoa; Actiniaria; Edwardsiidae. The coding region runs from base 110 to 2893 and encodes 927 amino acids. Gene Ontology annotation, cellular component: MutSalpha complex; nucleus.